Molecule: messenger RNA, 1030 nt
Organism: Myotis lucifugus (little brown bat)
Lineage: Eukaryota; Metazoa; Chordata; Mammalia; Chiroptera; Vespertilionidae
Product: ribose-phosphate pyrophosphokinase 1-like
Exons: 1
Coding region: 23-979 (318 amino acids)
Biological process (GO): ribonucleoside monophosphate biosynthetic process; 5-phosphoribose 1-diphosphate biosynthetic process; purine nucleotide biosynthetic process
Cellular component (GO): ribose phosphate diphosphokinase complex; cytoplasm
Molecular function (GO): ATP binding; magnesium ion binding; ribose phosphate diphosphokinase activity
Source: RefSeq, a predicted model, not a curated record
GUGCCUGGGGUCGUUGGCCAAGAUGCCGAAUAUCAAAAUCUUCAGCGGCAGCUCCCACCAGGACUUGUCCCAGAAAAUUGCUGACCGCCUGGGCCUGGAGCUAGGCAAGGUGGGGACUAAGAAAUUCAGCAACCGGGAGACCUGUGUUGAAAUUGGCGAAAGUGUCCGUGGAGAGGAUGUCUACAUCGUUCAGAGUGGCUGUGGGGAAAUUAAUGACAAUCUAAUGGAGCUUUUGAUCAUGAUCAAUGCCUGUAAGAUUGCUUCCGCCAGCCGGGUUGCUGCAGUCAUCCCAUGCUUCCCGUAUGCCCGGCAGGAUAAGAAGGAUAAGAGCCGGGCUCCCAUCUCAGCCAAGCUUGUUGCAAACAUGCUCUCCGUAGCAGGUGCAGAUCAUAUUAUUACCAUGGACCUUCAUGCUUCUCAAAUCCAGGGCUUCUUCGAUAUCCCUGUGGACAAUCUGUACGCGGAACCAACUGUCCUGAAGUGGAUAAGGGAGAAUAUAUCUGAGUGGAGGGACUGCACUAUUGUCUCACCCGAUGCCGGGGGAGCCAAGAGAGUGACCUCCAUUGCAGACCAGUUGAAUGUUGACUUUGCCUUGAUUCAUAAAGAACGAAAGAAGGCCAAUGAAGUGGACCGCAUGGUGCUGGUGGGAGACGUGAAGGAUCGGGUGGCCGUUCUAGUGGAUGACAUGGCUGACACUUGUGGCACCAUCUGCCAUGCAGCCGACAAACUUCUUUCAGCUGGAGCCACCGGAGUUUAUGCUCUCUUGACUCACGGAAUCUUUUCUGGCCCCGCCAUUUCUCGCAUUAACAAUGCAUGCUUCGAAGCAGUAGUGGUCACCAAUACCAUCCCUCAGGAGGACAACAUGAAGCAUUGCUCCAAAAUACAGGUGAUCGACAUCUCCAUGAUUCUUGCAGAAGCCAUCAGGAGAACUCACAAUGGGGAAUCUGUUUCCUACCUGUUCAGCCAUGUCCCUUUAUAAUAGAAUAACUUCUGAGGCUUUUAAAAAAUAAAGUGAACCCCUUCCCUUGUU